UUUAGGAACUGGAUGGACUCGUAUCAUUCACAUUUCGGCCAGGCGCCGCUAACCUCCACUAUCAACAUUUUGUCGAGCCUCUAGAGCCGUCCUUAAAGUCUAUUUUCACGCCGAAAUGCAUUUCUCUAGUCUUCUCGCCACCGCCUUCGUGGCCACUGCCUCGGCCAAGACUACGGCCUACCCACCGAUCAAUCUGGGUCGGUUCUAUUAUCCCCACGGAAAUCAAUUCGUUGCGUGGUCACCAUUCACUCCUACGACCACACAAGAAGUCGCCGAGGUGUGCGAUGCCCGCGGUGCGAUAAGAGGAACAGCGACUUGGACCGCCGUCAGAGUCUGGAACACCUACGUCUUCGAUCCCAUCUGCCGCAACCCCUUCAACAUCACCGACGAUGUUACCAACACCACUUACUACAACUUAGAGCUUGCAUGUGUGGAUGACGACAUCCCUAUCACGGCAGAGCCCGAGGUGACCGCCGUCGUGGACAGGAACACCAACAAGACCAUCGAAACUUGCAUCCCGGUCCCGACAGACAACGGGCUUGGCGGCGGAGUGAGCUGCAGCAACCCAACUAAUGGAGGUGUCGCGUUUCAAUUUGCCUGCACUCCUCCUCGUGCCUGAAAGAUCUGUGGCGACAGAGAUAUGGGCGAAGCAACUCUUGCUAGACACUCGUUGGACCAUUUUAUGUCAACUCAAGGACGUGGAAUCUGGCUUGACACACUUUUAAUAGAAUCGCAUUUCAUAGCAUGCAUAUGAGAACGACAUAAAGAUGCACCCGAACCCAACCUGUCGCUGUUGAAAAGUUUCUAGGUACUCACGGCGC
Colletotrichum navitas is the source of this 821-nucleotide messenger RNA. RefSeq lists its product as uncharacterized. The record is from RefSeq and is a predicted model, not a curated record. Lineage: Eukaryota; Fungi; Ascomycota; Sordariomycetes; Glomerellales; Glomerellaceae. The transcript has a single exon. The coding region runs from base 116 to 619 and encodes 167 amino acids.